Messenger RNA from Toxorhynchites rutilus septentrionalis, 3877 nucleotides. RefSeq names its product serum response factor homolog (gene bs). Gene Ontology annotation, biological process: positive regulation of transcription by RNA polymerase II. The record is from RefSeq and is a predicted model, not a curated record. Lineage: Eukaryota; Metazoa; Arthropoda; Insecta; Diptera; Culicidae. Gene Ontology annotation, molecular function: protein dimerization activity; RNA polymerase II cis-regulatory region sequence-specific DNA binding; DNA-binding transcription factor activity, RNA polymerase II-specific. The coding region runs from base 1693 to 3147 and encodes 484 amino acids. The transcript is spliced from 4 exons.
GUACGGCAGCGUUCGUACGCUACGACGAUCCGUUCCGAGUCCCGAAGACGCUGGCGCUGGAUCGGUUUUAUAUUAUUUUAUUUUCGUAAUUUUAUUAUAUCGGCAGUGGUCAGCUGGAGCCAUAUGUAGAAUGUUCCUCGUGCAAGCGUGCAAGCGUUAACGAAACGAAACGAAACAGCCAAGAGUAGUUAGUAGUGGGUAGCAGACGCGAACCAGGAGCGGUUACCAUUAAGAGCGCGGUGUGUUGUGUUUUGUUGUGUGCUGCUCUCGUAUCGGUCGGUUACACGUCUCGAGCGACGACGAAGGCGAAAAUCGACUGCCGCGAGGUGUGUUGGAGUCAGUUUUUUGGAGAGAACCAUCCGGGUGACAGCCGAAUUUUGAAGGACGCACUUUGUCCCCAGGAGUCCGAAAGUUGGUGCAACCGGUGACGGGAACGUGUGCAAUUUGCGGGAAAAAAGAGUUUUUGGCAAAAAUUGUGCGGCGAGAAGGAGAGCCUACGGCAGGAUUGACGGCCGAAAGCAACAAGUGGUUUGAGAUUUCAUGUUUUUCGGUCUUAUUUUGACGAAACCAAAAAGUCACCGACGCGUGCUAGUGAGAACACCUUGGGACCGCCGGGAGAUUCUUGGUUUGCCUGAAUAACCUUCCAAAACGUUUAGUUCACCAUCAAAGGAAAAAAACAAACGGAAACAAGUGAAUCUCCAUUCAAUAAUCGGUCAAUAUUAAAAAAGUGAGCAUCAAAACGAAGAAUACAAUCUGGUUUUGUGCAAAGUGAAUCUAACUAAACCAUCUUCAAUCAAUCAAACAUUUCCCGGCGUGAAAAACUACGUUGGUGCCUGCAAGAAUUUGAUUAAAUAAAGUCUGUUCCAAGACAGAAAACCAGAAACAGAAAGUGAGGAGCAGCGAGAUCUUUCAUCUGCGACCAAAAUCGAAAGAUAAAAAUAAUCUCGAAAAGGGGAUCAAAACAUUAGAAAAAUUCCCACCCAAAACAAGAAAAACAAAAAGGAGCAAAAGAGCAAAUCUCGGCCGAGAAUUAAAUCGGUCGACGCGUGUUUUUUUAAUGUUUUUUGAUGCGGUGCCGCUACUGCUGAUGAUAUUUCCCAGCGUUUCAAACGCAACAUAAAAAAAAGGGUUGGCGAAGGUGUGUUUGGAGAGAACAACGAGAGUAUUAAGGAACGAGGAACGAGCGUGAGUGACCUGCUGCUGCUGCUGCUGCUGCUGAUGCUGAGUGACCUCCGGAUAAGCUGUUGCUGCUGCUGCUGUCAACCAGAAGUCGUGUACCGUUCGCUGCGGAUUCAUCCAGCUGUCAAACAACAGGGAGAGUGAGUUCCCACGGCCGCACCGCAUUCUUCAGUUUGCUCGGAAUCGCGGAUUUUUGCGGGUGCGAAUUUUUCCUUCGAGGGAAAACGGUGUGUGUGUGUGUGUGGAAAACACGAAGAAACUCGAUACGGCCCUUUCCCGGAAAACUAAACGCCGGUAUCUGCGUUCCGCAGAACCGGAAGUGUGCGUGGUGCAAGUGAACGACAAACGUUUGAAAGAAAAGCAAAAAAUUCUAGCUGUGAAAUAGUGCAUAUCCCCCUCCCGGGAGUAGUGUUUCAAAAGUGCGCAAUCAAAAUAGUGACAGAGAACCUGCCGCAAGCCGUGAAUCUUCCUUUGAUCCCAGUGCCCAAAAAAGCCGUAACAAUUUGGGAAAUAAUGGAUCCGAAUGCGGCGCGUGAUUCGCGCUACAAUCUGAACUAUAGCAUGAGCAUGAUGAGCGAAACGCCGGAGAUCUACGGUAAUCCGAACGUUUCGCUGGCCCGUCCCCCGAGCGGUGGCCUCGUCGGACAGGUAAUGUCCCGCGGCGGGGGUGGGCUCAUGAACGCCGCGAAUGGUUUACAGUGCGGUGCCGGUGGUGGCGGCGGCGGCGGAGGAGGCGGUGGUGGGGGCUUAUCGCGUGGUAUCAAACGGACCAACUCGGAUUGUUACGACGAUGGCCGGCAGAUGGUUGGCGGCUCCCAGGGUCUGACCGGCCUCGAGGGUUGCAACGUUGGUUCCGAUGUGGUGGAUGAUAGCUACACAUCGCUGCAGCCGAAAAAGUCACCACCGAGCAACGGGAAGAAAACAAAGGGCCGUGUCAAGAUUAAGAUGGAAUACAUCGAUAACAAACUGCGACGGUACACGACCUUCUCGAAGCGCAAAACCGGAAUCAUGAAGAAGGCCUAUGAACUGUCUACCCUUACCGGCACGCAGGUCAUGCUGCUGGUGGCUUCCGAGACUGGUCACGUGUACACGUUCGCGACGCGCAAGCUCCAGCCGAUGAUCACGUCAGAGGCGGGCAAAGCGCUCAUCCAGACCUGCUUGAACUCGCCCGAUCCCCCCUCGGGAUCGAGCGGUGAUCAGCGGAUGUCUGCCACCGGGUUCGAGGAAACCGAACUCAGCUACAACAUCGGCGACGAAGAUUCGAAAGAUGAGCGCUCACCGAUGUCUUCCGGUAGCGAUACCGACGACUACUCGCCUCCAGAUUCGCCUGGACCCAGCUGUAGUAAUAACAAUAUAACUAAUGAUCAGAUCAAUAAUAGUAAUAAUCACAGUGUUAGUAUAGCGCCGCUAACGUCGUCCUCCAACAAUACGUCGGCUUCGGCAGCGUCGGCGGCAAGUGGAAGCGGUGGCGCACUUUCCGCCAUUCAGCAGCAGAUCAAGCAACAGCAGCAAGCUCUACAGCACCAGAUUCAACAGCAACAACAGCAACAACUAUCGUCAUCACAGCAACAACAACAACAACAACAACAACAGCAGCAAAAUCAAGUGUCAAGCAAUGUUAUCUAUCCGGCCGCAGCCUUAGCCAAUCUACCUCAGGAUGUGCUGGUUAGCCUGCUGCAGUCCGGCCAGAUCCAGCUGCACAAUGAAGAUGGCGCCCAACAGUACAUAACCAUCCCUCUUUCCCUCAUGUCGAUUCUGAAGCAAGACCAAAAGCAUGCCAACGUGACCAACGCAUCAAGUGCCAAGCCAAACUCCACCAACUCCAGAUCAUCUUCAGCAGCAGCAGCAACAAUAGCAUCAUCAUCGUCAUCUUCAUCAUCAUCAUCCACUGCUGCUGGGCGACAUUAUGGUGGGUCGCCCGGAGGGUCUUCCAAAGAAAUCACCAUCAAGACGGAAGUCAAUGAUUAGAGACUCUCUCUGCCUUUUCCAAAAGGGUAUCAUAUUAUCUUACUUAUUUUUUUAUGUUUCUCGUUUCGACGUUCAAAGACUUGUGUAUUUAUUAUCAUAGAAGAAAUUAGUUCGCUUUUUUCGAUGCCAAAACAAAAAAUUAUUCAUCAUGCGAAAGCAUCCAUCAAUCAACCCAUUUUGCCAAAAGAAAUUUCAGAGCCGGGAAUAGCUUCAUAAUAAUAACAAUAAUAUAAUACAGAUAAUGCUCUUAGAGGCGAAUGAACUGCAAAGUUUAAAAACAAAGAAGAAGAAGAUUCAGAUAAUGCUCGUAUCAACAGCACCACAUUAUUAGAGCACCCAAUUCGUUCAUAUUGUAUUAACAUUAACUCAGUGCAGUGCAUUGGUUGCCAUCAUUAAAUUCGGAUCAACCUCAUGUGUUUUUGUGUGCAGAAACAUGUUCAGAGUUUGCACACCGAGCUCGCUGCAUUACCUUAUCACCGAGUUUGGAACUUUGAAACUUGACAUAGUUUAAGCUUGAUUAACAUUUAUUUUUUGAAGGAUUGCAAAAGCCGAAUAAUGUCAUUAUUAAAAAUUAAAGGAUGUUAAAGUCUUUAUUUUUAGCAAAAUCUUCAAUCUACGUACGCAUUAUAUACAUUUAGGUUAAGCGCCCAGAAAAAUGGAACCAUCACUUGCCUUUCGUUUAUUUUUUUUUCACUUUCUAAAUAGUUCUAUUUCCUAGUUCUAAUUUACA